AUGAGAGUAACCAUUGUUGCUCGGGGACGAGAAUUCGCCAUGGAAAUCGGUUUCCAGGAACCUGUUUUAGCCAUCAAAAGUAAGUUAGAACAGUUCCUGGGAAUUCCAGCAGGAUCGCAAACACUUUCGGUAUCCGGUUGGGAGCUCGUGGAUGGAUUAGACAUGGAUGAUUAUCCGAUCGUCACACACGGUACCAAAAUCGACCUUACCGCGACGAAACCGCUUUCGCCACCGAUUAAUCAUUGCAGUAAAAUGCAAAUCGUUGUGAAAUUUUCGGCUAAACAGAUCACCAUGGAGGUCGAUACGACGGAGACGGUUCGCAGCUUAAAAGAAAAAAUCCACAUCGUCGAUGGCACACCGAUCAAAAGAAUGCUACUCUUUUUCUCCGGAACAGAAAUGACAGACGAUUUCCGGAACCUGAGUGAAUACGGGAUAUCCGAAUCCUCGGAAAUCAUCGUUUUCUUGAAAACCAUGAAUCGUUUAAGGGAAGAGCCUCCGUCGAAGAAGCUGAACAUUGUGGUGCAAAUGUCUUCCAGCCUGCUGAAUGCGGCCGCGAUUACGUUCGAAAUGAAGGAUUGCAGCACCGUUAACGAAUUAAGAGAGUUGUUGUUGAGCAGAAGAAUUCUUCCCCGAGACGAUUACUUGUUCAUACACAAGCAAAGGAUAAUGCGUGAGAAUUGUAGCUUAAGGUGGCAUGGUGUUGAGAAUGGGGAUUGCCUCUAUGUCUUUAGAGGCACUGUUAGUCGUACUGGAUAUUAA
This is a messenger RNA of Hibiscus syriacus, 759 nucleotides long. RefSeq lists its product as uncharacterized. Gene Ontology annotation, molecular function: proteasome binding; ubiquitin binding; polyubiquitin modification-dependent protein binding. The record is from RefSeq and is a predicted model, not a curated record. Gene Ontology annotation, biological process: proteasome-mediated ubiquitin-dependent protein catabolic process. Lineage: Eukaryota; Viridiplantae; Streptophyta; Magnoliopsida; Malvales; Malvaceae. Gene Ontology annotation, cellular component: nucleoplasm; cytosol. The transcript has a single exon. The coding region runs from base 1 to 759 and encodes 252 amino acids.